AUGGACCAGAGCCAGUCCACCCUAUUGCCAACUACCGUGCGUUGGAUUCCGGACGCCGAGGUAAGCGUGUGCUACGGCUGCCAAUUGCUCUUUGAUUGGCUACGCCGCAAGCAUCAUUGCCGUUAUUGCGGCCGCGUAUUCUGUGAGCUUUGUACUUCACAACGCAGCCUUAUCCCUAAAGACCAAAUUCUUAGUAAUCCUGAACGCAAAUACUUGGCUGUAAACGCGCACAAUCCGCACCGUGUGUGCGAUGACUGUUACGCGCGACUUGAACGGGAGCAAGAGGAGCUACUCAAGACAAUGAGCCACGCUGUUCAAGAAACGGAGGUGAAAGAGUCUGGGCCUCACAGAAUUAUAAACAGUCCCUACUCAUUCACGCUGCAAGAGGAAAUUCGUAAGGCCACGUAUAGCGUCAAGAACUUUACACCGCAAGGAAUGGUGAAGGAAUACUCGAUUCCAUUACCAUUACUUACCCAUGCAAAGGGAAUCGCUUUCUUAACAGUAAUCAAAAUAGGGUUUGUAUUUACGGGACGCAUUGGAACGGGUCUUGUGGUGGCUAGACUUUCUGACGGGAGGUGGUCUGCACCGUCGGCAAUCGGUACAGCCGGUGUGGGCUGGGGGCCGCAGAUAGGAGGAGAACUUACAGACUUCGUGAUUAUUUUAAACACGCAACAAGCUGUUGACGCGUUUUGCGCUUCUGGACAAGUAAAUCUUGGGGCAGAAUUAGGUAUUGCGGCUGGGCCUGUCGGACGUGUGGCUUCUGGAGCGCUUGAGGCGAGUGCCUCAAUGGAUGUAGCGCCUUGUUAUUCCUACUCGCACUCUCAGGGUCUUUUUGCGGGUAUUUCGCUUGAGGGGUCAGUCAUCCUUUCAAGGCCCGACAUCAAUCGCUUGUUUUAUGGCAAAAUGGUGACCGUCCCUGAUCUAUUAGGGGGCGUAGAGCCGCCGCCACGGGCGGCGGCUCCUUUGUACGAAACAAUUAAUGCGGUGAUUGAAAGACCGACUAACGGAGCCAAUCGCAUUGCACACACCUCGCCGUUCUCUUCCUGA
Messenger RNA from Plasmopara halstedii, 1047 nucleotides. RefSeq lists its product as hypothetical. The transcript has 5 exons. Lineage: Eukaryota; Oomycota; Peronosporomycetes; Peronosporales; Peronosporaceae. Gene Ontology annotation, molecular function: phosphatidylinositol binding; metal ion binding. The record is from RefSeq and is a predicted model, not a curated record. The coding region runs from base 1 to 1047 and encodes 348 amino acids.